Messenger RNA from Blumeria graminis f. sp. triticale, 1620 nucleotides. NCBI's taxonomy places the organism in Eukaryota, Fungi, Ascomycota, Leotiomycetes, Helotiales, Erysiphaceae. The record is from the annotation of a GenBank genome assembly.
AUGCAGCUUCUCGGGCUGAACUGCAUAACUGGAGCUGUGCUCACAAUUGCUCUUAUCGCUAAGUCUGUCACAGCGGAUCUUCCCCCGAUAAUAAUCAAGGGCUCUCAUUUUUUCUAUGAGAAUGGAACCGAAUUCUUUUUACGCGGCAUAGCUUACCAACAAGAUAUCAAUUCAAAUGGUACAAUUUCUGGAUCUGGGACCUUUGUAGACCCACUGGCUGAUGAAGCUGGCUGCAAACGAGAUGUUCCCCUACUCAAGGAACUCGGAGUUAACGUCAUACGUGUAUAUGCUAUUGACCCGAAGGCUGAUCAUAAGCUUUGUAUGAAGAUGCUUCAGGACGCCGGUAUUUAUCUCAUUCAAGAUCUAUCAAAUCCUACCUCAUCAAUAAACCGAGACACACCGACAUGGACUACAGAACUCUUCGCCAGUUAUGCCUCGGUUGUGGAUGCACUAGCACCUUAUCCUAAUGUUCUUGGCUUCUUUGCUGGCAAUGAAGUUUCAAAUGAGGUUAACAAUACCCAAGCGAGCGCAUUCGUAAAGGCAGCAGUUCGAGAUAUAAAAGCGUACAUAAAAACAAAGAAGUAUCGACCCAUCGGCGUAGGAUAUGCUACCAACGAUGAUCCCGCCAUCCGUAUUCCUCUGGCUCAUUACUUUAACUGUGGCGAUCGGGAUGACUCGAUCGACUUUUGGGGUUAUAACAUAUACUCUUGGUGUGGCGAUUCGUCCUUUACUGAUUCAGGGUACGACCAACGUACUCUGGAGUUUGCCAACUAUUCUGUUCCUGCCUUUUUUGCUGAAUAUGGCUGCAAUCAAAUCCGUCCUCGCAAAUUUACCGAGGUUCAAGCCAUAUAUGGUAAACAAAUGACCAAUGUUUGGUCUGGGGGAAUCAUGUACAUGUACUUCCAAGAAGCAAAUGACUUUGGUCUCGUCAAAGUUUCUAGUGGUAAAGUUGAGAAGCUACCGGACUUCUCUGCCUUGGCUAAACAACUCGGCUCGGUGUCUCCCAGCAACACUCCAGCUUCUGCCUAUUCAGUUACCAACACCGUAGCACAAGCAUGUCCUGCCACGGGUGUUUCUUGGGCUGCUUCUAGUGUCUUGCCUCCGAUUGCAAAUCCUGAUCUGUGCAAAUGCAUGGUUUCGUCUCUUUCUUGUGCAGCUAACCCUACUUUAUCCGACAAAGAUACCGGGACUCUUUUCAGCUCUGUGUGUGGUCUCGAUAAAAAGUCGUGCGAGGGCAUUAGUGCAAAUGCGACAACUGGAAAAUAUGGUGCUUACUCUAUGUGUUCACCAAAAGAGCAACUAUCGUUUGCCAUGGACCAGUACUACAAGUCUCAGAAAAAAGCACCGACUGCCUGUAACUUUGGUGGAAAUGCGAAGAUCCAAUCCGCAUCAGUGGCUGGAUCUUGUGAAAAACUACUCGAACAAGCCGGCUCGUCCGGCACAGGUGUAGUAACUACAGUACCAACCAAUGCUGGGUCUUCUACAAGCUCUGGUGAAAAAUCCAGCAAAAGUAGUUCUGCUGGUGCAGUGACCAUUCCUCGCAUGAAUAUGGAUUUUGUGCAGGUAGGGAUUUACUUGGCGACAUUAGCCAUGGCGGGGGCAUGCAUGAUUUUCUUGUAG